AUGCCACCGAGGAUACACAUCAGGCCGCGGGCCCUUCGCCUCCGCACCCCGUGCUCCACCACGCCCGUCUCCCGAGUCGCAGUCGCCAGCUAUGCAUCGAUAGGACCCGUCCAGCCGACUCCUGCGCCGGCAUUCGAACGAGGCGCUCGGCCAGCUGCCCCCAUUGUCCUCUACCCUCCCACACAACCCCCCUCCCACAAGCGCCCCGAGGAGCGCAAGACGCAACUCCACAGGCAAUACCAGUCGCUCCUGAAGUCGUCGCCCCUCCUCCUGAUCUUCCAGCACAACAACGUCAAGGCUGUAGAGUGGAUGGGCAUAAGAAGGGAGCUUGCAGUUGCCCUCCGCAAGAUCGACGCCGAGCGUGUGGCGGCCGGGCAGGAGCCAAUUGCCGACCAGGUCAAGAUCCAAGUGAUCCAGACCAACAUCUUCGCCAGCGCGCUCAAAGUCGUCGAAUUCUUCAACCCCACCGAACUUCCCACCGACGACCCCACCGACCCCCGUACACCCACAAGCGCACGCGUGCCCCUCACAGGCAACAACGUGGAUGACGAGCGCUUCACACACGGCCUGUCGAGGCACGCCUAUGAAGUUGCGAACAACAGGAAGCUCAAGCACGAUCUUGAGCCCCUUAUGUCCGGACCCCUUGCCGUCGUUGCAUUCCCCUCCGUAUCGCCCCAGCACCUCAAGACAGUGCUCUCCAUCCUCUCGCCCUCGGCGCCCGACUUCCCUGCGCCUAAGCGCAAGGCGAACCCAGACUACUACGAACCUGCUGUACAGACUGGCUUGCAGAAGCUGAUGCUCUUGGGCGCAAGAGUCGAGGGCAAGGUCUUCGAUGUUGAGGGCACAAAGUGGGUGGGUGGCAUCCCAGGCGGUAUCGACGGCCUGCGCGCAUCGCUGGUGCAGAUGCUGCAGGGCAUUGGUGGCAGUCUCACAAACGCGCUCGAGGGCGCAAGUAGGAGCCUGUACUUCACUGUGGAGAGCAGACGAAUGGACAUGGAAGAGCAGGAGAAGCCCAAGGAAGAGGAGAAGAAGGAAUAG
Molecule: messenger RNA, 1038 nt
Organism: Ascochyta rabiei
Lineage: Eukaryota; Fungi; Ascomycota; Dothideomycetes; Pleosporales; Didymellaceae
Exons: 1
Coding region: 1-1038 (345 amino acids)
Biological process (GO): translation
Cellular component (GO): mitochondrial large ribosomal subunit
Molecular function (GO): structural constituent of ribosome
Source: RefSeq, a predicted model, not a curated record